AUGGCCGCCCUCGCCAGGUCACGGGCGCUACUGGUGCAGUUGCUGGUGCAGGUGCUGGUGCAUGUGCCAAUGCCGGAGCUGGUGCUGGAUCUGGUGCAGCCUCUUAUGCUGGCUCCAGGCCUUCCUCCUUCCAGCCGCCAGGUGUCCCCCAUCCCGCUGAUUGGGGGGACGGUCCAGGUGCUCUCCGUCGCCGGCUGGUGGGUGGCGGCGGUAUACCCCGUCCUUCACGGUCCCUCGGGCCCCUUCAGGCCGAGGCUUCAGGGGCGGGAUGCCACACCACCCCUUGUCGGUUAUGAGACACACGGAGAGCAGACAACAGAUUCAGACAGUGUGACAUUCUCCGAUCUGAAGCCAGGGCUCAAGUAUGACUUCCAAAUUAAAACCCAGCUGAAAAGCGGAGGACUCAGCCAGCCUGCCUGGACAUCUGCCCACACAGACAUCUGGGACCUUUUGCCUGGGACGCAAUACACUUUUAGUGUCAUUAGGAUUGCUGAGCUUGUCUGUUUUUCAUCUUUUACAGAGGCCAUUCCUCGAGGAAACGUCCAAGUUUCCCAUGUCAGCAGUAGUACGGUGUCUCUUUCAUGGGAACCACCUGCUGGUGAGGUGGAGGGCUAUGUUGUGACCUGUUACUGUGAUUCAGAGAGACACAGAGAGCAGACAACAGAUUCAGACACUGUGACAUUCUCCGAUCUGAAGCCAGGGCUCAAGUAUGACUUCCAAAUUAAAACCCAGCUGAAAAGCGGAGGACUCAGCCAGCCUGCCUGGACAUCUGCCCACACAGAAACUGAACUGGAUGGUUUUCUAAAAAAGCUUGGCUUAAAAGAGCACUACAAGGAGAAGCUCUCACUAAGCAGUGUCCUACAGAUUGACACGAAGGCCGUCAAAGAUGAAGCGGCUAAAUGUCUUUCAGAUCUCCCUUGGUGCUUUCUCAAAAAGCUAAUGAUGGUAAAUUCGACUGCUAGAAAUGUGAAAUGCUCUGCAGGCAGUGAGUCAGAGCAGGAUCUUGCUCGUGGCAAUGUUGGUUUUGAUUUUUACACCAUGUUGGACCCUAAAAAGUCAGGUGAAGAACUGAACCCAUUAGACAUAAUCACUGCUCUCUUUCUGUGCUCAAAUGGCCUCCUUCAGCAGGAAAUGGCUGUCAAAAUGUCCAUGUGUCAGUUUGGGUUGCCUCUACUGCUUCCUGAUUGUGGCACACAGAAGCACACGCUCAUGCUUUGGGCUUUGAGAGGCAUUGUUAAGAAGUACAGACCUCAGGCACUCUCGGACACCAAAAGCUUUAUUGAAAAAUCAAUUGUUGUCGCUGAACUUCCAAUGGUGUCCUUUGUGAGACUUGGUGAAAGUUCUUUAUCAAAGUCAGAGAUUCUGAAUACACUAUUGAGCAAUCCCCAACAGUACCACAACACUUUUUUUCACCAUAACAUGGAAUGUGGGAAUGUUCCAAGGGAAAUCGCAGAUGGACUGGUGGAAACUAGUUGGUAUCUUCCCUGUGGUAACAAAAACAUUGAUAUCUUCAAUGAACCAGUAGCUGUAGCUAAUCUCAGAGGAGACAUUGCUCUCUGUGAAUUGCAAUUUUUGUUUUUAUGCAAAACGUCUGCUGCAGUUUUUGUGUUUCUUGACAAUUUUGACAAGCAAUAUGAACUACUCAAAAAACCAGACGAAACAGAGAUUUUCUUGAUAGUCAAUGUGGAUAGCAAGAAUUUCAACUCCGAAAGGUGCAAAAAGGUACUGGAAGAAUUAAGUUUGCCACAGACCAACAUCGUUUGUAAGAGGAAGGAAGUCAACGAUGCCAACUUUGCAAAAACCCUACAAAAUAUUGUAAGAAAUGUUAUUAAAAACCCAGAUAAAAAAAAGAGCAUAGAGCAAAUGGCUGACGAUGCUAUUAAGCUUGGAAUAAUAGUUGAUGAGCACGCCUCAGACUGUCAGAACGCUGAGAAAAAUGCAGAAGCUAUCACCUCAAAAAUAAAAGACACUGCACAGUACAAAGAGAAAGAACUUCCUCGGCAGGGCUCAAUAUGGAAAGAAUUGAACCAUUUAGAGAAGGAGGAAUGUCGGCUUCGAAGAGCUGGGGAUAAAGACAUAGAAAAAUACAAAUGUGGCCUACGCCAACAGAAAGCAAAACUCCGGGAACAGCAGAGGGAUUUGGACAUUUCAAAUGAUAUGAUCAGCUUCAUGAAAGCAAUCUCAUGUCCAGCUGUUGAACAGGCUUAUUUUUUUAAAUGGAUGCAAAUUAAAAUUGACAACUUGUCCAGAGAACAUUUAUCAAACCUCAGAGCAGAGUAUAAACAGAAAAGUAAGGAUUCAAGCAAAGAAGAACUUAAAGUCAUUGAUCAGCAACUUUCAAAAAGUGCUUUAGGUAUUGAAAACUACUUUCGAGAAAUGGGUCAAAUAUAUGAAUCUACAGUCUCCCUUCCUGAAUCAGAUUCAGUUCGUAAACAAUUCAUGCAUUUGCCCAAGUUGUGUGCCCAAUUACUCAUUGAUGGAUUUCCACUGGAGCUUGUGGAUGGAGAAGCAUCAGGCAUUCCUUUGGCAUGGGUGAAGGAUGUAUUUUCUGAGCUGACAAGAAUGGUAGAUCCAGACAGCAAGAUAAGGGUUGUCACAGUUCUUGGUAUUCAGAGCACAGGAAAGUCCACUCUUCUGAACACCAUGUUUGGAGUACAGUUUGCAGUCAGCAGUGGCCGAUGCACCAGAGGGGCUUUCAUGUUGCUCAUCAGAGUGAACAAAGAGUACUCCAAAGAAAUGAACUGUGAUUUUUUGAUCAUCAUUGACACCGAAGGCCUGAAAUCGCUAGAGCUAGCACAAUUAGAAGAUAGCUAUGAGCAUGACAAUGAGCUUGCAACUAUUGUUGUGGGGUUAAGUGACAUCACAAUAUUAAAUAUUGCAAUGGAGAACAUGACAGACAUGAAAGACAUCCUACAAAUUGUAGUACAUGCCUUUCUCAGGAUGAAAGAAGUCGGCAAAAAACCAAAAUGUCUGUUUGUUCAUCAGAACGUAUCGGAUGUGUCAGCCCAUGACAAUAACUUAAGGGACAGAACUGUGCUGUUACAACAGUUGGAUGAGAUGACACAGGCAGCUGCCAAAGUUGAGAAAAAAGAGGAAUACAAAAGCUUCAAGGAAGUAAUGGAAUAUGAUCCAGACACUGGAAACGGGUACAUUCCUGGACUAUGGCAUGGAAACCCACCAAUGGCCCCAGUAAAUUUAGGUUACAGUGAAGCAGUUUAUGAACAGAAAACAAACAUUAUCCAAAUGUUGAAAGAUUGCAAGUCAUCUGCUUACAACAUGGAUCAAUUUCUGGAUUGGACAGCAAGCCUAUGGAAUGCCAUAAAACAUGAAAAUUUCAUAUUCAGCUUUAGAAAUAGCUUGGUGGCUGAUGCUUACAUGAAAAUAUGCACAGAAUUCAACAAGUGGGAAUGGGAAUUCAAAAGGCACAUUUACUCAUUGGAAAUAAGUGCAAAAACCCAGAUUUCAAAUUUUGGAACAUCUGCUGGCAAAUCUAAGGUAUCCGAUAUCAGAGAACUUGUCAUGGAAUUGACUACUGAAGCCUGCUCAGAGCUAAUGAAAUGGGAAGAAAAACUUAUUGACAAUCUAGAACUAUAUUUCGAAACAGAAAGUCAUGUCCAUCUAGUUGAGAGAUACAGAGAAGACUUUAAACAAAGUGCAAAAGUCCUAAGAAACCAAUUGGAAAGGUUGUUUAAAUCGGAGGUAAAUUUAGCGGCUGAAAAUAAAGAGGGAAUGGCAAAAGUUGAGGAAGUCAAGAACAACACCACAAAACGUUUGGAGGGAGAAGUGCUUAGAUUGCUAGAGGAAGGCCGUAAAAGUAAAAACAAGCAAUCGGAUGACGAGCUGAGAAAGGAUUUUGACCAGGUGUGGGAGAAAGCUACAAAACCUCUAGUUGACAAAGUAAUGCCCAAAACCGAUAUCUAUAGUAACGUUCAUUUUCAACUGAGAAAUAAUGUAGCCUCAAUGGGUAGUCAUGCCAAUCAGAUAGUUAACGUAAUACUUAAAGAACAUGGGAAUGGGGAUUUCAAAGUAAAAUGCGGCAUGUUGAAAAAGGCAAUAAAAUUUACUCAAUUCUGUCCUAAUUAUGAAGCAGAGUUACAAGCAAAGGCUGACGAAAUAAUAGCAUAUUGCAAAAGAAUUGUAUCUAAUAAAAGGCUGGGGGAAACAGAUUACCAUGAAAAUUACAUUCAGGAGAUUUUGCAGAUCAUUGAUGCGAAACUAGAUCAAGGAACAGAAACCCAAUAUGUAGUGAGUUUAAAAUUACACAUUUGUGGUUAUGCAGCCAGUAUCUUUGAAGAAAUGCACCAUCGUUUCAUAACAGAAAAUGACCCUAUCGAUUGUGUCAAUCGAGACAAAGAAAGGUUUUUUGAGGAUUUUAAAGACCUGUAUUACGCAAGGGAGCAGGAUAAGAAGAAAGCUGAGGAAUUUGCUAUUUGUUGCCUCCAGCCUGCAGUGAAGACCUACAUUAGAGUUCACAUGGUUCCAGAUGUUGUUGAUGAAAUGGUGUCAGGCAAUGAUUCAGUGACUUUCAGCUCGCGCAUGUUUUUCCAAUAUUCUGUCUUAAAAGACUUGCUUUCAAAAGACAAGUUCUGCCACUUCGAAGAGUACACCAGUUCAUAUGAGAAAUUCAUAAGGGAAUGGAUUCAGGAGCAAAUUGAGAAAACCUUUUUAGAUGGGCCUAAACUUUUGGAGUUAGAGGAUAAAUAUCUAAAAAAAUGUAUCGAAUGUAUUGUCAAUGCUAUUCAAAAGGCCAUAGUGAACAAACAAUCAACCCAAAAAGAGUUUGUUCAAGAUAUGUGCAGGGAACUUGGUGAUAAAUUGGUUAUUUCCCAGGAUGCUCUCAGCGCUUGCAUGGCACUUUUGAAAGAAGCCACAGCAGAAAAGUUUGCAGACUUUCUCAAACAAUCUGUGACGGAAAUGGAGCAAGCUCUGCAGAAAAAACCAGAAGGUACUGAUUUAAAAGAUAAACUAGACGGACUCGGGUCAAGGCCGCUAGACACCCUUACAGAGAAGUUGGUUGGAUGUGGUAAACAGUGCCCAUUCUGCAAAGCACCAUGUGAGGCAGGGGCAGAGUCUCACAAGGCUCAUCAUGUUGAAAUACAUAGGCCAGAGGGGCUUGGAAGAUACAGAUGUCAGGACUCAAAGAAACUUUGUACUUCUAUUUGCACAUCCUCUAUCUUUGGUAAUGGCCAAUUCAGAAAUAGUGAUACUCAGUGGGAGUUGCAUUCUUUCAAGGAAUACAAAGAAUUGUAUAGGGAUUGGGAGAUUCCUGCAGAUAACAGCUACACAGCAUCUGAUUACUGGAAAUAUGUGAUGGUCAGGUUCAACAAGGACUUUGCUGAAUCUUAUUCUGCAAACCCUGCAGAUGUUCCCAUUGAAUGGACAACAAUUAGCAAGGAAGCUGCUGAUAAAAGCCUUAAAGAGGCAUUUGGCAUCAAAUAGGAUUUGUCGAAGAGAUCAGAGUGAGAUUUCUUCUCUGACCAUGAGGAAGAGCGGCCUCUUUUGAAUAAUAUAUAUUUGAUCUAAUGGGAGUGUUGUGAAAAUCACCACUAUUGUAUCAUGUGAUAUGUUAUGGUGCACAAGUUAUCCUACUACAUAUGUGAGGCAAGAAAGGCUGACCUGAUGAGAUAUAAAUAGUGAUACAAGGAUGUGUGUCUUUUAAUUCUAAUGUUUUUUAGUUAAAACCAGUUGAUUACAAACCCAGCUCUGAAAUUACCUUGCCUCUUUAAUUUUGUGGUUCGUUGUUGAAGUAAGGUUCCAUUGGAACUUUUUAAAGUUUGAGCCUGAUGAUUGGAAUUUUUGUUAGAUUAUUUGACAUUUGACAUUAACGUAAUAAACUAAGCAUAAAGGCUA
Messenger RNA from Gadus morhua (Atlantic cod), 5850 nucleotides. RefSeq names its product interferon-induced very large GTPase 1-like. The record is from RefSeq and is a predicted model, not a curated record. Gene Ontology annotation, molecular function: GTP binding; protein binding. Bases 1 to 5439 code for a protein of 1812 amino acids. The transcript is spliced from 6 exons. NCBI's taxonomy places the organism in Eukaryota, Metazoa, Chordata, Actinopteri, Gadiformes, Gadidae.